Molecule: messenger RNA, 1583 nt
Organism: Actinia tenebrosa (Australian red waratah sea anemone)
Lineage: Eukaryota; Metazoa; Cnidaria; Anthozoa; Actiniaria; Actiniidae
Product: arylsulfatase B
Molecular function (GO): sulfuric ester hydrolase activity
Source: RefSeq, a predicted model, not a curated record
UAAAGAACGACAUCACGAUAAUAGAACACUGCAAUGUUCCAGUUAUUCUCUACAUUCCUAUUCUUCGUACUCUUCGUUGCACCCAGCGAAAGUGCUUCCAAGCCUCACAUUCUGUUCAUUCUUGCCGAUGAUUUUGGUUGGAGUGAUGUCGGCUUUCACGGAUCCAAGAUUCAGACUCCUAACAUUGACAAGUUGGCAUCUGAAGGAGUAAUUCUUAACAAUUACUAUGUUCAGCCGAUCUGUACCCCUACUAGAGGAUCACUGUUGUCUGGACUCUAUCCUAUUCACUUGGGAUAUAGCACACAUAUGCUUGGAAAGUGGCAUCUAGGGUUCUAUAAUUGGGAAAGUACCCCAACAUAUCGAGGUUUUGAUACUUUCUAUGGUUUCUACAGUGGAGCAGAGAACCAUUAUACUCAUAUACAAGGCCACUACUUGGAUUUGCGUGACAAUAAAAAUAUUGUGGAUGAUAUGAAUGGAACAUAUUCUGUACAUCUUUUUACUAAGCAAGCAGAAAAAAUUGUCCAUUUACAUGAGCCGUCACAGCCGAUGUUCAUGUACCUAGCAUUUCAGAAUGUACAUAGUCCUGUACAAGCACCACAGGCAUAUAUAGACAGGUAUAGCUUUAUAGAUGAUCCAUUACGCCGUACAUAUGCUGGGAUGGUUACUAUUAUGGAUGAAGCUAUUGGAAAUCUUACAAAUGCUUUCAAAAAUGCAGGACUAUGGGACAACACCCUUCUUGUGUUCAGCACAGAUAAUGGUGGGGUACCUAAAAACGGUGGCUACGAUUAUCCUCUGCGAGGGAGGAAGGAUACAUUAUGGGAGGGAGGGAUAAGAGGGGUGUCUUUUGUACAUGGGUCACCCUUGGCGAGACGUGGAGUCAAGUGUAAUGGACUGAUGCAUGUAUCUGAUUGGUAUCCUACUCUUGUAAACCUUGCUGGUGGUAGUUAUGACAAGGAGACACUCGAUGGGUAUGACGUCUGGGAUUCUAUUUCCCUCGGCAAGCCAUCACCAAGAACAGAACUACUACACAACAUCGACCCUCUGCAGGAGAGUGACAAAGAUGAUGUAGGGUUUGGUUAUCAAGGCAUUGGGUUACGGGUUGGUGAUAUGAAGCUGUUGAUGGGCGUACCUAAUAUAUCAUACUUUAUACCACCUGAAGAUAGACCAAUAGACUACAUGGAGACUACACAAGAAAAUAAGGUCUCUAUUGAUUAUGUGGCAGUGGCGCUCUACAACGUCACUGCAGACCCGUACGAGAAAAAUGACUUGAAGGAUAAAUACCCAGACAUCGUUAAACAACUACAGGACCGUGUGGAAUUCUACAAGAAAACUGCUGUACCUCCGGCUAACAAACCAAACGAUCCACAGGCCAAGGAAACUGCUAAAAAGAAUGGUGCCUGGUCUCCUUGGUUGUAGUCAGCAGCCUGCGUGGCAGGCGUUCGUGGCUGGCACGCAGGCUAUGGCUGUAGUGUUUGCGAUGGCAAUAAUGGCUUGUUUCGAGGAGUACAGUAUUUCACUUGUCGUCCAGGGCACGGAAUCUUCACGCGUGCAAAAAAUAUACGCUUCAAGCAGAACAAAAGAAC